GAGGUGUUCACUGUUGCCACAACAAUCUGAACUGUGCCUUGUUCUCUGAAAGAACAAAUGGACCUGCCAUUUCCCAGGUUUCACAGAAACUGCUUCACCCGGAACAAGGCGCCAUGACCAGCCAGUCUCAAGGAAUUCACCAGCUCCUGCAGGCAGAGAAAAGGGCCAAAGACAAGCUAGAAGAAGCCAAAAAAAGAAAAGGGAAACGAUUGAAACAAGCUAAGGAAGAGGCAAUGGCAGAAAUUGACCAGUACAGAAUGGAGAGGGAGAAGGAGUUUCGUCUGCAACAAUCUAAGAUAAUGGGCUCUCAGAGUAAUAUCUUAGAUGAAUUAGAAGAAGAAACACUAAAGAAGAUACAAGAGCUGAACAGACGCUACAACAAGUAUAUGGAAAGUGUGCUUAAACAGCUUUUGGGCAUGGUAUGUGAUAUGAAACCAGAAAUUCACAUUAAUUACAGAGUCACCAAUUAAAUGUACAUCAUAGUGUGUAGUAAAUGGUGUGUGGGUUCCUCCUGCUUGCUCAUAGCUUUACGUUUAUAUCAAAGAAAUUAAAUGUUAAUCUUAUUUUUUGGAUAUAUACAAACUUUACUAUGACAUAAUUCACAUGUAGGCAUUGAAUUAAACAUAAAUAGAACUGUUGCUUUCCUAAUAAUAGUUAUACCUUCACAGUCUAACUUGGAGAAAGACAAGAUUGCAGAAUAAUGUGCUUUUUUAACACAUGAAAGGAAAAUAAUCAUGAUAGCUUUUUUAGAUAUUUUUCCCUCAUUUCUUCUUCAAUUUAGAAAAUGUGCUCUUUGGUGAGGUUGCUUAAAGAUCAUUUUAAAAGUGAAUGUAAUUAUGACACGUCUCAAAUGAACAUGUCAAGGAUUUUGUUUAUCUUUAAUCAAUGAGGAAACUGAAUAUGCUGGCUCAUUUAAUAAAUAAUCCUAAAAGUGUGCAUAAAGAGAGAAGAGACAGAAAACUAAUGGGUUAUAUAACCAUCUUAAGAGAAAAGGCCCCUACAACUGUCCUAUGUAUUAUUUCAAUUGACGAGAGAUUGUAUUUUUCAAGUAUAUUUUAAAUAAACAAAUAAAAGUUUAGCUGA
This is a messenger RNA of Cavia porcellus (domestic guinea pig), 1083 nucleotides long. It is a transcript of the gene Atp6v1g3, whose product is annotated as ATPase H+ transporting V1 subunit G3. Bases 114 to 470 code for a protein of 118 amino acids. Gene Ontology annotation, biological process: proton transmembrane transport. NCBI's taxonomy places the organism in Eukaryota, Metazoa, Chordata, Mammalia, Rodentia, Caviidae. The transcript is spliced from 3 exons. Gene Ontology annotation, cellular component: vacuolar proton-transporting V-type ATPase complex. Gene Ontology annotation, molecular function: proton-transporting ATPase activity, rotational mechanism. The record is from RefSeq and is a predicted model, not a curated record.